Messenger RNA from Lates calcarifer (barramundi perch), 3156 nucleotides. RefSeq names its product component of oligomeric golgi complex 1 (gene cog1). The record is from RefSeq and is a predicted model, not a curated record. NCBI's taxonomy places the organism in Eukaryota, Metazoa, Chordata, Actinopteri, Centropomidae. Gene Ontology annotation, cellular component: COG complex; Golgi apparatus. The transcript is spliced from 16 exons. Bases 71 to 2914 code for a protein of 947 amino acids. Gene Ontology annotation, biological process: intra-Golgi vesicle-mediated transport.
AGGAAGUGAACUUCCUCCCGGGCUUCCGGGUUGGAGUUCCUGCGGCAGCUGAUCUUGUUGUGGAGGUGCGAUGGCCGAGGAUCCUGCGUUGUCUCUCCGGGUCUCGGAGAUUAAGCACCCGGCGGGUCUCUUCGAGCGCUACAAUACCGAGGAGAUCCGCCGGAUCGAACGCAAAGUCCGCGGGGAGAUCGAGCAGAAGAAGGAGGAGCUGAGGCAGAUGGUAGGGGAGCGCUACCGGGACCUGAUCGACGCCGCCGACACCAUCGGAGAGAUGAGGCAGUGCUCGGAAAGCGUCGUCCAGUCCAUCCAGGACAUGCACCAGUACUGCCACAGGCUGAAACAAGGCAAAGCCGGUGUUAGCAGCUGCAGACAGGAGAGCCAGAGGCAAUGGCAGGAGAAGUUCUACACCAUGGCCUCCCAGAUAAAGCUCUUGCUGGAGAUCCCAGAGCGCAUCUGGAGUGCCAUGGAGGCAUCCCAGUACCUGCAGGCCACCCAGCUCUACCUGCUGUGCUGCCACCUGCACAGUCUGCUGCAUCUGGAGACCUCUGCAGCGGGCCACUACAGCCCUGUCCUGGCCCGCUUCCCCAUUCUGGUGCGGCAGGUAGCCACCACGGGACACUUCAGGUCCACCAUUCUGCUGGACAGCAGGUCUCUGCUGCGGGGCCGGGCGGUGUCGGACCAGGCUAUCGCUGAGGCCCUGGUGUCCACCAUGCUGCUGGAGGACAGCUCACCACGCCAGGCCCUGGCUGACUUCCUGUUGGCCCGGAAAGCCUCUAUCCAUCAGCUGCUCAACCAACCACAGCACGGUGCGGGGAUCAAAGCCCAGGUAUGCAGCUUGGUGGAGCUGCUGGUCACCACUCUGUUCCAGGCCUACGCCGUCUUCUAUCUGCCCCCAGAGGGAGGCCCCAGGACAGGGGAGGGAGCCCUGAGCUGUGGCAUGCUCUUCUCUAUCCUGGAGAAUGUUACCUCCACCACUCCUGCAGCUAAAGUCAGGAAGGUGUUGCAGGAAGAGACGAGUACAGGCAGCUGGUUCAAGUACCUGCCUCCCUCCAUCACUGAGUUCCAGCCCGCCCUUCGCACCCUGGCUCAGCCAAUCCAGAGAGAGCAGCUCCGGGACACCCUGCAGCAGUGGAUUGAUACGUGUAAGGAGGACAUUUGCCGUGGUGUCGGCAGCCUUCUCGUCUAUGUAAAGAGCCUGAAGGGGCUGGCAGCCAUCAGAGAUGCAGUCUGGGACCUCCUCUCCACUGACUCCAUCAGUCAGCACUGGAGCUCUGUGUGCCAGCGGCUGCUGGAGCGCCCCCUGGCUGUCUGGGAUGACUUCCUCCAGCAGCUCUUCCUUCAGCGCCUGCAGGCCAUCACCAAAGAAGAAACUGAAGCCAUCUCGGCGAGCUCUGUCCAGCUGCUGACUUCGGCUGUGAGGGAUCUAGAGGGUCAGACCAUCCAUACUUCUUUAGGUACCAACCCUGGCUCCAGCCGCGGGGCCCAGUAUGAGGUAGAUGUGGCCUCCUUCCUGUGGUCAGAGUCUCCAGGGGACCUUCUUAGUGAUGCGGGGUGGGUCAGUGUGACCCAGAGGGGGCAGCAGCAGCAGAGGAGCGGCCUGGCCAUGAAGACUCAGGCUCUGACACCCUGUGUCCAGAACUUCUGCUCUUCCAUGGAUGCUAAGCUGAAGUCCAGGCUGGAUGACCUUCAACACUACCUUCCCUCCCAGGAUACAGGGUCUGACUCCAGCUCAGUCACAGCCUCCUCCUCUGGACCUGCUGAGGUCUCAUCAGCCGCCUCAUUUAACCGCUUCAUGGACUCACCGGCGGUGGAGGAGGCUUUACGUGAAGGCUCCCUGGCCUGUGUCCGUCACAUCCUGUCCUCCAUCCGCUCCGAACUGGCCGCAGCCUCGCCCGACCCCAGCCCCGCCCGCCUCAGUUCGGUGCUUUUCAUGGCCAGGCUGUGCCAGUCCAUGGGUGAACUCUGCCCUAACCUGAAGAACUGCAUCCUAGGAAAACAGAGCGGGUCCGAGGCCACGGCCAAGGGGACCCCCAGGCAGGCCAAGAAGCUGGGCAAAGCCAAGGCCGCCGCAGAGGUCAGCCCUGCCCAGGCCAAGUGGGCAGGUCUGAAGGAGGAGCUUCUCAACUGCAGCAUGGAGGCCUACCGCAUCUGGAGCUCCGCCCUCUCCAAAGUGUUGCUGGAUAAGUUUGGCGCAGUGCUGCAUGCAGAGUCAGCUGGCGCCAUCCUAACAACAGCAACAAACUGGGAGGAUCUGGAGAUCCAAGAGGAGGCGGAGUCCGGGAGCAGCGUCACAUCCAAAAUCCGUCUUCCAGUUCAGCCGUCUUGGUUUGUCCAGUCGUUGCUGUUCCAGCUGUGUGUGGAGGUGAACAGGGUCGGGGGUCACGCCCUGCCUCGGCCCACCCUGCAGGAGCUGCUGCAGGCCUGUCUGGCAAAGGCCCUGCACCACUACCACAGCCUCUCACAGCAGGCCCGCAGCAAGGAAGGAGUGUUCCCCAUGACUCAGAACAGAGCCUUGCAGUUGCUAUUUGACCUUCGUUACCUCAGCACCACACUGGGCAGCAGACUGGAGGAGGGCAAGAGCUCCCGAUCCCAUCAAGACCCCAGAUUCCAUGAGGUCUGUGAUUGGCUAGAGAGCUUCAUCGACCCCUUUGACCUUGACGUGUUCACACCCCCGCUGAACGCCAACCUCAACCGCCUGUCCCAGAGGACCUCGGUGUUGCUGGGGCUGCUGACGGGCUCAGAGAAGCAGUUUGCUUCACGGAGCAGCAGUGUGAACUCCCAGGAGCCUUACAACAUCCUGCCACUGGCCAGCAGCCAGAUCAGGUUCGGACUGCUGCCUCUCAGCAUGUCCAAUGUGCGGAAAUCCAAGUCGGCCACCAGGAGUUCUGAUGCUCCUCACCAGCUGCGUUUCUGAGUGCGAGAAACCCAGGCUCCUCCAUCCUCCACAGCAGACAGUGAGGACAGCUUCCGGCCAGGCAGCCUGUUCAGACAGCUCGCCGAUCAGGACGAAGACACGGCAGCUCCUUCUCUGUUCAAACUCAGCUGGCUGUCUGGCAUGGCCAAAUAACCCUUUAAUGCUCAAGACUUUUUAUUUGCCUUUGCAGAAACUUUGUAAAAAUAAUAUGUAUAAUAAAUAUAAUUUUCUCUUUAGAAAAA